Caenorhabditis briggsae is the source of this 606-nucleotide messenger RNA. The coding region runs from base 1 to 606 and encodes 201 amino acids. Lineage: Eukaryota; Metazoa; Nematoda; Chromadorea; Rhabditida; Rhabditidae. The transcript is spliced from 3 exons. The record is from RefSeq and is a predicted model, not a curated record.
AUGAACGGCGACCAGAACGAGGGUAACAGCGUUCCACGUUCAAGUACGGAACAGAGUGAGGAUGAUAUGGAGCCAGUGGGCACUGGACCUGGACCAGUGGUUGUGCUCAAUCAGUCUCGGAAAAUGUCGAUUUAUGGACCGAAUUUCAAAUUUGGACCGCUUCAGCUACGCAGACAAAGACUGUUGACAAAGAUGAAGGAUGAGGCUGAGGCUGCCAUGGCAGAGAGAACUGAGCAAUUGAAGUCGGAGGAUGAGCAGCAGAAAAAGCGUCAAGAAGAAAAGAUGAAACGUCGGAAGACUUCCAAGAAGGACAAAAACGACGAGAACAAAGAUGGUUUGGUCAACAACAACUGCACCACCAGCGACUACAACAAUUACAAUCAAAUGUUCCAAGCUCAUAUGCCGCCACCAGCACCGCCACCAGUAUCACAGCAUCAAAGCUUCCAGCAACACUUCCAAGCCCCACAGUAUCCAAAUUACGAUUUCCCACAGUACCAGGGAUAUGAGCAGUAUCCGGACUACAACCAAUAUCAGCAGCAAUACCAUCACCACGCCGUGUUUGCACAAUAUCCGGACUACAGUGCCCAGUAUGCCACGAAAUUCUGA